Molecule: messenger RNA, 1917 nt
Organism: Cuscuta epithymum
Lineage: Eukaryota; Viridiplantae; Streptophyta; Magnoliopsida; Solanales; Convolvulaceae
Source: the annotation of a GenBank genome assembly
AAUUUUUAUGGGUCUCCAAUUCUCCAUUAUUCGAAGUUCCACAAUGGCGGAUCACCGCCAUUUUCCGGAAGAAAUACUGAUCGAGAUUCUCACAAGGCUCCCGGUUCUUCCUCAUCACCAGCUUCACUUUCGCCUCCGCCAUUCUCUGGAAGGUAAUUCUGCCAACACCCUCAUCCUCCUCAGGCGUUAUGAAAGUGAAUCAAAAAAGGAAAAAUACGAAAUCUGCAGUAGCCAUUCACUUUCCUGACCUCCUCUUCCGAACUCAGCCCCCAGGUUGCAUGUCGAGUCGGGUACUCACGUGUAGUUGGCUGUUACAACGGCGUCGUUUGCUCAUAUGACGAUUUGUAUAGCGAUUCACACGCUGUGACCCUGUGGAACCCUAGUAUUCGGAAGCAUUUGAUCUUACCGCCUCCUACCAUCAAAUUAGGGCGCCCGUUUAAGUCUGUAUUGGGAUUUGGUGUGGACCCCAAGUGUGCUUAUGAUCUGAAAGUCGUGAGAGUUUCGUAUGUAAGAAAUGGUGACUUUUUGGAUCUGUGUGACCUCCCGCCGGAGGCUGAGGUUUAUUCUCUAAGCACAGGGGAGUGGAGAAGGAGCGAUUUCAUUUAGUCUCAACUCUCAAACAUUCGUCUGUGGGGGCAUUCAUUGGAUUGGGUGCAAAUCAUUGGAUAAUGAAAGCUUUGAGUGCUCUGUAGCAGUUUUCUCCAUGGCUGAUGAGUUGUUUGGUGAGAUUAUGCUUCCAGAUGAAUUGUCCCAGGAACGUGCAGCAAAUUUAUAUAUUAUGGCAUUGGAUGAGUCUGUUGCUGUUGUUAAGUAUGAUAGAGAGAUCCAUGGAGGUUCUUGUAUACUGUGGGUAAUGAAAGAGUAUGGGGUUGUGGAAUCUUGGAGUAGGCUACAUUCUAUUGAAUUGGUCGAAGUGAUGGAAAGAAUCGUUGGCUUUAGGAAAAAUGGUGACAUUUUAUUCUCCACGAACAAGAGUGAGCUCGUUUCAUACUGUCCAAACACUUGAGUAGUAAAUAAACUUGGAAUUUUUGGAACUAGCCGCUCACUUUAUGUUGGUAAUUACUUAGAAACUCUUCUUCUGCUUCAAGACCAUAGCUGCAUUGUGGAAGGCCUAGCUAAAGAAAUAAAAAGUAUGUUAAUUUGAAGAGAAGAUAGAGUGUGGUGAUUCCUUUUGAGGGUUAGUAUGUAUAUGUGUGUCAAGCUGAAGAUAGUCUAAUAGGAUCUGGAUCUGCUUCAUCAAGAGUUCAACUUCGUUUUGAAAUAGAAAAUGCUGCUACAUUUGUAUGGAAGUUCAGAUUGGAUCUGCCAAAGACAACAAAAUGUGAUCUUUCUUAUUGUCUUUGAAAUUAAGAGCUCGUUUGGUAACUUUUAUUUUUGGUUGAAAAGACUUAUCAACCAUUUUUUACCACAUUUAUACAUGGUAAUUUUGAUUUCGCACGCUAAAUUGUACAAUAUUCAAAAUAAGUAAGGUUACAUUUACUUUUUAUGUUGAAUUGACACAGAGGAUUAUAUUAGCUAUUUUUCAUAUAAUCUUUUCUAUAUUUUACUCCGUAUUCAUAUACUAUAUUUUAAUUUUUUUCACAAUUCAACAUAUUUAGCCAGUUCGGCUACUUCAAUCAGAGUUUCAUCGAUUUCAUCACUUUUCAGCCGAUUCAACCAAUUCUAGUGUUACCAAACGGGAUCUAAGACUAUUUUAGUGCAACAUUUGUUAAUAUUAGUUGUUGAAUUGCUUUCUUGUAACACUUUAUCAUUAUAUUUCAGAGUAUAUCAUUUGGAAUGGGAGUGCAGGAUUCAACAAUUUUCUACCCUAAUUAUGACCAAAAUAUUUGUUUAUAUUCUCAUAUGAUGAUGAGUAUGUGCAUGACUGCAUGUCUCCAUGUAUAUACAUACAUGCUUGUGUGCCUACUUAUAUAUUAU